AUGAAGAUGCCUUCCAUCAGCAGCAUCGCCCUGUCUCUUCUCACCCUGUCCGCCGCCGGCCUCGUCUCGGCUGCGCCAGAUGUCCGGGCUGAGCUGCUCCCCUGUGGGUGCGCCGCCUUCCCGGCUUAUGUGGCGUCGUCGGGCAACGCCGGGCCCUGGUCCGUCCACGCCGACGGCACCGGUGAGCAUAUCGAUGGAAUCGGCUUGAUAGCCGUCUUCUCCCGCGGUCAGCAUGAGAUUCGUUGGGGCAACCUGGCCGUCAACGACCUGCAAGGAUACGCGACCAACCCGCUCCGCUGCGUCGGCGGCCCGGCCCCCGGCUCGGGCGUCCAAGGACUGGUCCCCACCGGCGUCUCGUCGUACACGUGGGAGCCCAUGGUGGCCGCCGACAUCCCCUACAGCUCCCUGCUCAUGUACAAGGUCGAGGGGACGCCCAUCGAGCCGUAUGCGCUGUACAAUGUUGACGACGACGAGAGGCGGCCCGGCGUCUUCCUCGGUUCCGGCGGUUACGCCACUUGGGGCUUCCGGAGGCAGGAGUCCGCCGAGUUCGGUGUCUACUGGGAGACGCGCCUGCUGGGUGCGAACAGCCAGGACCCCAUCACGGGCGAGCCGCUGUUUGAGGGCGAGAUUACCGGUUUCCUCAAGGUCUGGGGCUGA
Messenger RNA from Sodiomyces alkalinus F11, 657 nucleotides. RefSeq lists its product as hypothetical. The record is from RefSeq and is a predicted model, not a curated record. The transcript is spliced from 2 exons. Lineage: Eukaryota; Fungi; Ascomycota; Sordariomycetes; Glomerellales; Plectosphaerellaceae. The coding region runs from base 1 to 657 and encodes 218 amino acids.